AGAAGGCUGCUAGGGGAGAAGGUUCUGGAAUCUCGGCUGCCUCACAGAGAACCAGCCUCCCUUCCCCCAACCCUGUGGGCUCUCUGUCCCAGGGACCAGGCUCUGCCUCCUUGGCAUGGGGGUGAAGAAGAGCCUUCAGACUGGAGGGAAUUUACUUAAUCUCUUGAGCAGCAUCCUCUCAGUACUGUCCACUACCACCAACUACUGGAUCCGACAACAAAAGGGGCACAGUGGCCUAUGGCAGGAGUGUACCCAUGGCAAAUGCUCCAACAUCCCUUGCCAGACCACCUUGGCAGUGUCCGCAGCGUGCAUGGUGUUGGCAGCAUCCUUCAGUAUUAUAGCUUUGGGAUUGGGGAUAAGGAUUCAGUGUCAAGAGGCCCAGUCAAGACGACGUAACCAGAAUACCAUUGUCUUACUUUUCCUCAGCGGGUUGCUGCUGAUAAUAGCCCUGGCCGUAUACACUUCGAAGAAUGCCUGGAAGCCAGAAGUCUUCUUCUCCUGGUCCUACUUUUUCGGAUGGCUGGCUUUACCCUUCUCGUUUAUUGCGGGCUUCUGCUUUCUGCUUGCCGACAUGAUCACGCAGAGCACCGAAGCCAUCAGCGGGUUCCCAGUAUGCCUGUGAAUGCGGCCUGCCUGGGGCAGAAUAAAGGAAUGGCUUUU
Molecule: messenger RNA, 660 nt
Organism: Mus pahari (shrew mouse)
Lineage: Eukaryota; Metazoa; Chordata; Mammalia; Rodentia; Muridae
Gene: Cldnd2
Product: claudin domain containing 2
Exons: 5
Coding region: 116-622 (168 amino acids)
Cellular component (GO): plasma membrane
Source: RefSeq, a predicted model, not a curated record